This is a messenger RNA of Lachnellula hyalina, 345 nucleotides long. RefSeq lists its product as uncharacterized. The transcript is spliced from 2 exons. The record is from RefSeq and is a predicted model, not a curated record. The coding region runs from base 1 to 345 and encodes 114 amino acids. NCBI's taxonomy places the organism in Eukaryota, Fungi, Ascomycota, Leotiomycetes, Helotiales, Lachnaceae.
AUGGCAGCGAACGGGGAAUCCUCCACACCUGUGGAAAAAACCAAUCGUCUAUCUACACAAUCCACAACGACAGAGGGCUCCGCGCCCGCUGAACUAUCCACAGUGGUCGACGAGCUGCUAAACGCGCUCUCGAAUAAAUUUGCUGGAGUGUCGAGUGAGAUUUUUGCGAAGAGUAUGUUAUAUUACCUAAUGCUAUUAUGUUCCAUGGGGGUGGAACGAGAUAUGAUAUGGCUGACGCUGGGUGAAUUAGUGGAUGAGAUGUCGCGACGCCUGGAUAACCUAGAGCAGACUUUGCAGACGAAUGCCGAGGAGAGGGAUGGGAAGAGUAGUCCUACGAAGAUGUGA